AAUCUCUCUCUCUCUCUCUCUCUCUCUCUCUCUCUCUCUCCUCGCCCUCGCAGUACUAUUUUUCUCUAAACUUUGCUCGCGCCCUCAGCCGUCCGACUGCACGCGUUUCUGCCGCUUUUUUUUUGUUUUUCUACUCGUACAAUCUGCAUUAAUGUCUGUUGGCUGGCGCUCUGUGAUCUUCCUCCACUCAGCGGGGCCGCUCCUGAGCUCGACUCCUCUUCGCUCCUCACUGCAGAGGUUGUGAGAUCUUCGAUGUCUGCCAGUGGAAAUGAUCCAGACUGGAACAGAGCCAGAGCCUGCCACAGCCAGUCAUAAGGAGGCGCUCUCUGUGGUGAGUGAGGAUCAGUCUCUGUUUGAGUGUGCCUACAGCGUGGCCCAGCAGGGUAAAGCAGAGAUGACGGCGUCAGCGGCCAGCGAGUAUGGUCAGAGUAAACUGAGCCCACGAGCGCCUCAGGACUGGCUGACCGCUCCGCCUGGCCGUGUCACCAUCAAGAUGGAGUGCAGCAGCGGAGGAGGGCCUGCAGGAGCCGGAGGGGGCGGAGGAGGAGGGGGGCAGGUGAAUGGCUCCAGGAGCUCUCCUGAUGACUGCGGCGUGGGUAAAGGGAAGAUAGCAGGAGGAGGAGACGGUGCUCCAAUGACUUACAGCAACUACAUGGAAGACAAACACAUCCCCCCACCUAACAUGACCACCAACGAGCGUAGAGUCAUCGUUCCUGCAGACCCCACACUGUGGUCGGCGGAUCAUGUGCGUCAGUGGCUGGAGUGGGCAGUGAGGGAGUACGGCCUGCUGGAGGUGGACGUGUCUCUGUUCCACAGCAUCGAUGGGAAGGAGCUGUGUAAAAUGACCAAAGAGGACUUCCAGCGCCUCACGCCCAGCUACAACGCUGACAUCCUGCUGUCCCACCUGCAUUACCUGCGCGAGACUCCACUUCCCCACUUGACCUCAGACGAUGUUGACAAAGCCUUGCAAAACUCUCCGCGGUUAAUGCAUGCCCGUAACACAGGAGGUGCAAGCUUCAUCUUCCCCAAUACCCCUGUCUACCCACCUGACACCCCCCGGGCCCCCGCUAGACCAGAUUUGGCUUAUGAAGCCGCCAGACGAUCUGCAUGGCCACCUCAAUCAGCAGCGGUCAAUAAAGUCUCACAGUCCUCACCAGCCAUUGUCACCAAAACAGAGGAGCAGAGGCCACAGCUUGAUCCAUAUCAGGUUUUGGGACCCACAAGUAGCAGGUUGGCAAACCCAGGCUCAGGUCAGAUCCAGCUGUGGCAGUUCCUGCUGGAGCUGUUGUCAGACAGCUCCAACUCCAGUUGCAUCACGUGGGAGGGCACCAACGGCGAGUUCAAGAUGACGGACCCGGAUGAAGUGGCGCGGCGCUGGGGCGAGCGCAAGAGCAAGCCCAAUAUGAACUACGACAAGCUGAGCCGCGCGCUGCGCUACUACUACGACAAAAACAUCAUGACCAAAGUGCACGGCAAACGCUACGCCUACAAGUUCGACUUCCACGGCAUCGCUCAGGCCCUGCAGCCGCACCCGCCCGAGCCAUCUGUCUACAAGUACCCUACGGACCUACCCUACAUGAGCUCCUACCACGCCCACCCGCAGAAGAUGAACUUUGUGUCCCCUCACCCCCAGGCGCUGCCUGUCACAUCGUCCAGCUUUUUCGCCGCACCCAACCCCUACUGGAGCUCGCCCUACCCCGGCCCGCGCCACCCAGCCGCCCACAUGCCCUCCCACCUGGGCACCUAUUACUAGACUGGAGAAAUGGGGAAGGAAAAAACAUCUCACCUGAGUUCAACUGGAGCGCCCCCCCCCCCAAACGCUAAAACGGGCAAACGGGCAAACGGGGGAAAACUGAGCCCGCUGAGCCAAGCGCCACUACCGGAAUCAUCCAGGUGCAGAAUUAAAACAGGAGACUCGAGGGAACUGAGGAAAUGUACAGUAAUUGUCUCACAGGGCUGGGGGAGGUAGGGAGGGGGAGGCGCACCAUAGCAAAAAACUAGUUUGAAUUUGGGAUGUUGCAUGUAAUGUUUAGACCAGGGGUGCAUCGAAUUUACUAGAUUCAGACGUGUACAUCAUUUCCACUUGAAUAAAUUGUAAACAUUAGCACAAUUAUUGGCCAAAGAAGGUAAACUGAAAAUUGUGUUGACAAACAUAUGCAGUUCUGUGCAAAAGUCAAAGACCACCCCUUAUUUACACUCGAAAGGUGUGUUGUCUGCAUAGAGUAACACACAGGGGAAGCCACGAUUCUGCUGAAGUAGUACUCUUUUAUCAGCACCAGGCAGAAAGGCUCAUAAACACGACCAAAGAGCAGGCAGGUCACCUCUAGCUAUACAGUUCCACUCAAUGGUAAACACAACCCACUCUAUCAAACCCCACUCCACCACACAGAAUAACACAGUAAACACAUACCACAUACCUUUAACUGACUAUCAGCAACAUGAACAACAUUAAGGGCCAUUUUUAGGGGAGUGUGCACCUUCCGUGAGGCUCUUUGCAUGGCCCUCUGUAUGGUCACGCCUCCCAAGCCUCUCACUGCCAGUAGCGGGAUGCUACAAUGUAUUUAACAGAAAACUACACAGAAGCCUCAACAACUUAAUCUAAUUUAGUUUGUCAGUAUUUAGUUUGUCACUUCUUUUUGGGAGACUUGUUUUCAGUCUUUUAAAGAAAUCUGCAGGGAUAUUUUUCCACACCUCCAAAGUUCAGUCUUAGAAGUUGGUUUCUGUAGUGAUUCGGUCAUGUUGACGUCUGGGCUCUGGGGCAGCCACCAAAGUCUCAAGGAUGAAAGCUUUAAGUGCUGUUAUCUGAUAGUGACCGUUUUGAUGGUCUAACAGGUCUUGCACGGUUGCUAGGAGUCUUCACUACAGAGCUCUCUCUUUAUCUUUAGUUCCAGUUUGGAAGCUCCUUUUUUUUUUUAAACUUAUUUUCCUUUGACUUUCCUCUGUCUUAUGCACUUAGAUUACUUUAUAUCUAAUCUGCUCAGAAAUAUCUCCUGAAAAAUAAAUAGCUUGGGCUUAAAGGACUUUUUCAGUGGAAAUAAAGAAAUACAGAGUGGUCGCUGACUUUUGCACAGAACAUAUUUUAUCAGUGUGGCAAUGUUGUGUGCAUUUGGAUCAUGUACUUUUCAGUGUGGUUCGGACUCUGAAUAGUGCAGUGUAGUUUGGGGUCUAAAGGACUAUGCAAAAAGCAAUGGCAAAUUUGACUGCAGAUGCACUGGCCGCAUAACACACGUCAGUUUCUUUGCCUUUGGCCACAGUGCAGCCCUGGUCCAGACUACGGUCCAGAUGAACGUCAGCAGCAGGUCAUUAUAAGAAUGUGAAAGCGCCAAUUAGCAAGUUACAUUCAUGUAAAAAGGGCUUUUAAUUUACCAAAAUGAAAAAAAAAACAGGUGCAUGAACAGUUAUGUAUUAUUAUAUAUGUUUUAAAAGUAUUAAACUACCUUAUUUUGAAAAUGGAAAUGUUAGAGUGCAGAGAACGAGUUAGGAAGGUGUAUAUGAAGAUAAAAAGAUGAAGGAGGGGCUAAAGGAAGAGAGCGAAAGCUACAGGAAAGCGAAACGUGGAUCGAGGUCAGACGGAAAAUGCUGAGUAUUAGUCAGGAAAGCAGUGGAGGGAACAUAAGGCGUUGCAGUCAUUAAGUAUUAUUGCUUUGGAUGUACAUUGCCAUGUUUAUCAGUAUUAUACUACACAGUAGUUCAUAUGGCAUUAUAGAGAACAAAGAAGGGACAUUCAUUUGCCUGUUCAUGUCGAAAUGGGAAGAACCUUGAAAAUGACGCAUCUUUGUUUUGCUAUGUAGAAAACUGGAAAGCAAACGAUUCUUUAAGUGUUUUUAAAUGACCUCAGACCUUUUUAGACAGAAGUGGAUUUUUAAAAAUCAGUGCCUUAUGGAAGACGUUCCUCACACAGCCAUGAAGGUUUUGCCAAAGUACCAUUUUUUUUGUGUUAUUAUUGUUAUUUUCCGAGUCGCGAACGCUGUGCGUUUGUCAGAUUGAAGUAUGCAAUUCAGUGCUAUAUUUCUUUUUAUAAGACAGAUAUAUAACUUAUGCAUUUAAACACUACGAGUUGAUCUCAGCCAGCCAAAGACAGACAUUUUUAUGAUAGAUUUAGAAUAAAAAAAAAAAAUAAGACGUGGACCAAAGUUGGCAAUUGAACAAUUGUGGCCUUUGAACUUUAAGCUCUAUAUACGACUGUUUACAAGUGCAAGCUAUAUGCGCUAGUGUAAGAUUUAUUGUUUGUGUGCAAGCUGGUCUGGUAUGGCAUUCAGGCCGGGCUCAGUGACAGCAGGAUUUACAGUUUGAAAAGGAAAACUCUGUAAAAUCUCUGUCCACUGAGCACCUGGGCUGAUGCUCUGAGAUUGCUGACAAAACGAAGAAAACAUAUACUUUCAUAAAUUAUAUGAUUUUCUACUGAGUCAAUUUAAUAAACUAUUUUCAAACCAAA
Colossoma macropomum (tambaqui) is the source of this 4435-nucleotide messenger RNA. RefSeq names its product ETS transcription factor ERG (gene erg). Gene Ontology annotation, molecular function: DNA-binding transcription factor activity, RNA polymerase II-specific; sequence-specific DNA binding. Gene Ontology annotation, biological process: cell differentiation; regulation of transcription by RNA polymerase II. The record is from RefSeq and is a predicted model, not a curated record. Gene Ontology annotation, cellular component: nucleus. The transcript has 11 exons. NCBI's taxonomy places the organism in Eukaryota, Metazoa, Chordata, Actinopteri, Characiformes, Serrasalmidae. The coding region runs from base 269 to 1753 and encodes 494 amino acids.